Molecule: messenger RNA, 2859 nt
Organism: Lates calcarifer (barramundi perch)
Lineage: Eukaryota; Metazoa; Chordata; Actinopteri; Centropomidae
Gene: sass6
Product: SAS-6 centriolar assembly protein
Exons: 15
Coding region: 187-1965 (592 amino acids)
Biological process (GO): centriole replication
Cellular component (GO): centrosome; centriole
Source: RefSeq, a predicted model, not a curated record
GGCGGCAGAAAAGCGCCAAAUCAAAAACUAGGGAAUAACGAUCAAAACUUGAAGGUCCGUGCGAUGGAAGCCAACGCCUCUUGGCAUUAGUCUCCUGUGUGUCCCAUAUGUGCUUUUUAUGUUAACCCGUUUACAGGCAUGUACGUUUCCUACCCUUCUAAAGCGGUUUAACAGUGGUUUGUUAUCAUGGAGGAACUCUUCAGCAAAGCGUUACAAGUGAACGUGCGGUGCAGGGACUGUGAAGAAAGGAAAGCAAACAUUCGUGUCACCAUUGAACUUCAGUUGACAACAAGUCCAGUGCACAAAAGGGAUCUUCUGGUAAGACUAACAGAUGACCUAGAUCCAUAUUUUCUCUUCAACCUCUCUAUAUCAGAAGAAGAUUUCCAAAGUUUGAAAGUCCAGCAGGGGCUACUGAUAGACUUUGCAUCAUUUCCUCAGAAGUUUAUUGACCUGCUUAAUCUGUGCUAUUCUGAGCAAGAGUCGGACAAUCCAAGGUUUCUCCUGCACUUGUCAUGUCAGUCUCCAGUGCUUGAAGGCCCUGCAAAUUUCAGUGUUGUAGAGACAAAUGCAUUCAAACACCUGAAUCACUUGUCUUUACGGCUUAUUCAAGGCUCUGACAAAGAAAUUAAAGACUAUCUGGCAGUGUGUCUCUCAGCGCUUAAGGUAGAGAAGCAGGCUUUAGAGACGAAGCUUAAGAAGACUGAAGAUGAUCUGUCCAGGCAGCUGAGUUAUGCUCAACAGACACUGUCUGAGAAGACUAAAGAGUUGGACAAACUACGUUCAGAGUGGACGAAUCAGACUAGCUCUCUGUCCAGCCGUCAUUCUCAGGAGUUACAGUUGGAGAGAGAAAAGGCUGUAGAGGUACAGAGCAGGCUGCAGCAACAGACUGAACAGCUCCGUGUGGACCUGGAGAGUGCUCAUAAGAAGAGCAACCAACAGCUUCAUAGCAGACUAACAGAGUUGGAGGCCUCCUGCAGAGAGCUGACAGAGAGGAAAUACAAGAACGAGUCUGCCAUCAGAGACCUGAAGAUUAAACUAGUGGGUGCUGAGGAGGAGUGCCAGCGUUCAAAGCAGCAGGUCCUGUCUCUUAGACGGGAGAACAGCACUUUGGACACAGAGGUCCAUGAGAAGGAGCGUUUGGUGAGCCAGCUGCAGAUGAGAGUUGCUGUUCUUGAACAGGAAAUCAAAGAUAAGGAACAGCUUAUGCGUCGCACUAAAGAGGUGCUGGAAGCCACACAGCAGCAGAAGGAAUCUGUGGAAGAAAAUGCUGAAAGUAAAGAACUUCAGAUUAGGAAACUUGAAGCAACUGUGAAAUCACUGUCUGAGGAGCUGAUAAAGGCUAAUGGUAUCAUUAAAAAGCUGCAGGGGGAGGUUCGAGGCCUAGUUGGAAAAAUAAAAGUCAAAAACACUGUGACUGUGUCACAGGAGAAGAUCCUCCAGGAAACAUCGGAAAAACUUAAAAACACUGAAAAGGAUCUACAGAGUGCUCAACAGCAGAUCAUCACAAAGGAUGAACAGGUUUCAAAAUUGAAGGAGCAGUUGGAGAUAACGGUAAAUCAACUAAAUGAAAGUAGAGAAGUGCUAAAAACCAAUGAAAAUGUUAUAAGUUGGCUCAACAAGCAGCUCAAUGAAAAGCAGCUGUCUCCUGAAACUAUGGAGAAUCCUUCAGUUUUAUCCACAACAAGUGUGAGGGCACAGUUUUAUCCUCAGUCAAGUAAACCUGCUGUAUCUCCUGGGGUGACUGCUGAUGUCACUCCUGCUGUACAGCGUGCAGUACAGCCAACCAACAGACAGAUGGGAGACUAUGCAGGUCUGGAUUCUAAGUAUUUUGAGAGGAGAGAUGAUAGCAUCCCAAUCUAUGGCCUGUCAUCUAAUCUGGUUCACAGAGGUAAUCUGAUCAUCUUUUACAAUGAGCUUCACAAUAUUCAGCAUAAACAACAAAGCAGAGAAUAUCAUGUUUUGUAGUAGUACUGGAAGGGUGGUACUUUGGUGUGUCAGGGCAGAAAAGUGUGAGCACAGUGUGCGUGCAACCAGGUUACAGUCACCUUUCUGCAUUAUCCUGAUUUCUUCAUUGUGUAUAUGAGAGGUGUGCUUGCAUUCAAAGUAUGAGAAACUGUUGCAAGGUAGCUUCUAUAAAGAGGUCAAACAAACAGCACUGUACGGCAUGUUAUCAGACCACAACAGAGGGCAAAGUGUUUCUACCUGUUCUGACACACUGGAAGCUGCAGUGGAAAGCCUGCUGUCAUAGCCGUUCCUCGGCACCUCUGCCUUCCCAGUCUCUAAAAUAAGUCUUGGUCUUGUGUGUGUCUUUGUAACCUUGACAUACACCUAGUGUUUUGGUUUGUAGUGUGAUGCUAUUUUGUAAGUCUUAAUACAAAUAAAAGAAAUUCAUCAUAUUAUUAAAAGUUUUUGGUUGAAAUGUUGGUUGAGUGAGGUUGAUGUAGUUUUUUCUUCUUCUUUUCAGAGUUUCCUCAGCGAACAAAGCCUCCUGUGGCUUCUGCUUAUUUCUCUGCAUGAUGCAGAAAGUACUAGAUGUAAGGACAGAAAGGCCUUCUUUCCAGCUAGAGGUGGAAGUAAGACAUUAAAACUUCACCAUCUGCUUUAUGUCUUCUACUCCUAUACAAAACUCUUACUGACCUGCUGUACUACGUAAACGUGUUUUUAGAUAUUUUAUCUGCUACUGGGCUAUGUGUCUGUCUUUCAAUUUGUGGUUCAAGUAAAUUCUGUUAAAAUUUUAUGGUAGAUUUCAGUGAUUUCUAUUUCUCCUUACACAGUAGUGUAAAGUGUUUUUUCAUUGUUUUCUGUUGUAUUUCAGUUGUGUGAGUUUGUCUGUAAUAAACACAGUAAUUCCUAAGUAUC